Thermochaetoides thermophila DSM 1495 is the source of this 3801-nucleotide messenger RNA. RefSeq lists its product as uncharacterized. The transcript has 2 exons. Gene Ontology annotation, cellular component: cytosol; peroxisomal membrane; peroxisome. Lineage: Eukaryota; Fungi; Ascomycota; Sordariomycetes; Sordariales; Chaetomiaceae. Gene Ontology annotation, biological process: protein import into peroxisome matrix. The coding region runs from base 1 to 3801 and encodes 1266 amino acids. Gene Ontology annotation, molecular function: ATP hydrolysis activity; ATP binding. The record is from RefSeq and is a predicted model, not a curated record.
AUGGCGCCGCGACGUAACGCCCAGUCAACGGUGGCAGAGAUCGCCUUAGUGCAUCUCCAAAGCUGUCUUGUCAACCUGCCCAAUUCGCUGGCCUCGCUGCUGGCCAACCUGAAUACACCCUCGCAGAAUGUCAUCGUCGAGCUGACCUACCGCGUGGCGUCCUCGUCGCCCGCCCAGGGCCAGCCGCAGGCCCAGACGCGGUCCGUCUACGUCGGCUGGACCGGUAUGCCCAGCAAGCGGCGAAUGGCUCCCCUCGUCGGCCGCGACGGCAUCACCAGCUCACGCGGGAUGCGUGACCAGGAAGUGGCCGCCGUCGAGAUGGACGCAACGCUGGCCUCGGCCCUGGGCCUGCGCGACGGCCAGAAGGUCACCGCCACGGUACACCUCGACCCGCCGCUGGUCCAUACCGUCAACAUCGAGCCCCUGACCCCCGAUGACUGGGAGAUGAUUGAGCUGCAUGGCACCUUCUUGGAAGAUAACCUGCUGUUCCAGAUCCGUGCUGUGCCCAACCCCGCGUAUGCCCCGGGAGGCGUGGCCGUCACGCCACAUCCCCUGACUCUGCACUUGUCGCAGACGUCGACCGCUAGCAUCCGCGUCCUCUCCCUUGAGCCGGCCCUGCCUGCCGACGCGCCGUUUGCGAAGAUUGCCCCCGAUGCCGAAGUCAUUGUCGCGCCCAAGACUCGUCAGAAGCAGAAGUCGAGCCGUGAUAACCGUAGCGUUGGCGGUGCCUCGAGGAAGAGCGGCAGGAGCUCGACCAGCACGUCCCGCAAGAAGAGCUCUCGCGAGGAGAAGAGGCCGGCCCUGUUCUUCCGUGGCGUUGACCGUGCCCGGUGCCAGGACUGGUUCGACGAGGGCGAGGAGCCCACACAAGACCUCAGUGUGUGGGUCGAUCGCGAUCUGUUGGCGUCUAAGGAGCUCAAGGGCGUCAAAUGGGUAUCGGUCAGCCUCGUUCGACCGGCCGGCUUGCAGCCCCCUCAGGAGCCUCAGCAGGGCGGCGGCAACCCAGCGGCUGCUCCCAACGCAGCACAAGAAAACCCGGAGACCAAAGCCUCAACCAAGCUCAUCGCCCAGCUCCGUCCCUGGCGAGACCCUCCUAACGGCCAAACCGCGGCCCUCUCAUCCCCCCUCUGCGCUGCCUUGGGCUGCGAGGGUUUCGUCGGCGGCGUGGUCAAGGUCGAACCGGCUCCUCCUUGCCUCCCACGCAAGACUGUCGACGCAGACGGCGUCUCGCGCGACUCAGUCCAGAAACUCAAGAUCUACCCCUUCCAAUCGACCAAACCCGUCCACGCAGCCGGCCUUAAGUUCGGCGGCCAAUCCAAGGCCGAAAAGGACGAAGCCGCCAACCAGGUCCGCCACAUCUACGGAUCGGAUGGCUCCGGCUUGCUCUUGGGUCCUCUCACCGACGGCCAGAUCCUCGCCGUGCAUCAGGGCCUGCAAUGCCCCCGUGGCUGGGAGGGCGCUCUCGUCAAAUUCGAGCCCGCUCCGCCGGCUGCCUCGUCGUCCUCUGGCGCGCCGGCUAAGAAGCCGUUGAGCUGGAUCAUCGGUGCUGAUUGGAAGCUGCCUAUUGUUGUGCAGCCGCCUAUCACGAAGCCGGCCUGGCUUGCGGAGUUCGAUCUGGAUCGUGUGCCGGAUGCAUCGUCUGAUACCCUGCUCGUGGGCAUCGAUGACCUUCUUGAUCGGCUCAACUCCCACCUGUCGCAUAUGUCCUCCGUCCUGCUGACCGGCGGCCAGGGCGCGGGCAAGACGGCCGUUGCGCAGUCUGUUGCCCGCGCGCUGCGCGGUGGACAGUUGUACCAUGCUACUUACUUCCCCUGCACGAGGCUCGUCACCGACGAGAGCCGGACCUCGACCAUCAAGGAGACGCUGACGAGGCUGUUCAUGUCUGCUGCGUGGGGCGCGCGCCUCGGUGGGCGCGCGGUGGUCGUCCUGGACGACCUGGACCGGCUGUGCCCCGCCGAGCAAGAGCUGCAGGUCGGCAACGACAAUGCGCGGAGCAGGCAGAUCAGUGAGACGCUCUGCGCGCUGGUCAGGCAGUACUGCACGCGGGAGACGGGGGUUGUCUUGCUGGCUACGUGCCAGGGGAAGGAUUCGCUGCAUAAUGUGUUGGUGGGCGGGCAUAUCGUCAGGGAGAUUGUGGACUUGGGCGCGCCGGAUAAGGAGACGAGACGGAAGAUCUUGGAGGCGUUGACCAAACAGGGUGCUGUUGAGCCCGAGGAGGUGAAGCAGGAUGGAGGGGGAGAGGAUGAGUUUGGCAGUCGGCCGACUACGGCUGAUGGGAGUGUCACGGGGGACGAGGGCGGUGGUUGGAUGAUGGAUGGAGCCGGUCGCCGUCCUAACCGGGCCAAGACGCCGCGCUCGAAGCCUUCGGGCUUUGUCCUCGACCCUGACCUCGACUUCCUCGAUAUCGCGGGCCAAACGGACGGCUACAUGCCCGGCGAUCUAAUUCUCCUUGUCUCGCGUGCCCGUAACGAGGCUCUCAGCCGUCUGGUGAAUGGCGAAUCGACCGCCAACCCCGACGCGACCACCAUCCCCCUCGCCCGCACCGACUUCGACCAGGCCCUGAAAGGCUUCACGCCCGCCUCCCUGCGCAACGUCACCUUGCAAUCCAGCACCACGACCUUCGCCUCGAUCGGCGGCCUGCGCCAGACCCGGCAAGUCCUCCUCGAGACUCUGCAAUAUCCCACCAAAUACGCCCCCAUCUUCGCGCAAUGUCCCCUCCGCCUGCGCUCCGGCCUGCUCCUUUACGGCUACCCGGGCUGCGGUAAGACCCUUUUGGCGUCUGCCGUCGCCGGUGAGUGCGGCCUCAACUUCAUCUCCGUCAAGGGCCCCGAGAUCCUCAACAAGUACAUCGGCGCGUCGGAAAAGUCCGUCCGCGACCUGUUCGCGCGCGCCCAGGCCGCCCGGCCGUGUGUCUUGUUCUUCGACGAGUUCGACUCCAUCGCCCCGAAGAGAGGCCACGAUUCGACCGGCGUGACGGAUCGCGUCGUGAACCAGUUGCUCACGCAGAUGGAUGGCGCCGAGGGCUUGUCCGGCGUCUAUGUGCUUGCUGCGACGUCCCGGCCGGACUUGAUCGAUCCUGCGCUGCUGCGUCCGGGGCGGUUGGACAAGAGUUUGUUGUGCGACUUCCCGACAAUGGAGGAUCGGCUGGACAUCAUUCGCGCGCUGGCGAAGAAGGUUAGGGUGAGUGAUGAAGUGUGGGGGGAUCAAGAGAAGCUGGAUGAGCUGGGACGUCGGACCGAGGGAUUUUCGGGUGCGGACUUGCAGGCCCUGGUGUCGAAUGCCCAGCUAGAGGCGAUCCACGAUGUGCUGAGCCAGACGGAGCCGGCCUUGACGAAUGGGGCGAGCAACAACAGGAAGGGGCCCAGUGGGAAGAAGGGAUCGGCGGGGUCGGCGGCGAGGAAUUUUGUGCAGUUUAAGUAUGGCGAGGAAGACGGCGUUGAGCAGGAGAUCAAGCCGCGUACGAGGGCCGCGCAACUCGCAGAGCAGGCGGCUAUUGCGGCUAAGCUAGAAAGUAUCAGGCUUGCCCGUAAGCGCGCCAAGCAGCUGCUUCAUGGCAGCGUGACGUCUGAUGCGGGCCCUGCCCCUACGGAGGAGGGGAAGGAGAAGAAGAGUGAUGGACCGGAGGUCUUGAUUCGGUGGUCGCAUCUGGUCAAGGCGCUGGAGAAUACUAGGCCGAGUAUCAGCCCGCAGGAGAGGCAUCGGCUGGCGAGGAUUUAUCAUGAGUUUGUAGCUGGCAGGAGCGGCGAUUUGAAGGAUGGACAGGCGAGUAAUGAAAUUGGGGGUAGGCAGAGUUUGAUGUAA